Messenger RNA from Dictyostelium purpureum, 1545 nucleotides. RefSeq lists its product as uncharacterized. The record is from RefSeq and is a predicted model, not a curated record. The transcript has a single exon. The coding region runs from base 1 to 1545 and encodes 514 amino acids. Lineage: Eukaryota; Evosea; Eumycetozoa; Dictyosteliales; Dictyosteliaceae.
AUGCUAACUCUAACUUUACCAAACACAAUUACUACACUCGCAUUCCUUAAAUAUUUUAACCAAAUAAUUCCACCCGGUACAUUACCAAAUAGUCUCACAACACUCACAUUCGGCUAUGAUUUUAACCAAGUAAUUCUACCCGGCACAUUACCAAAUAGUCUCACAACACUCACAUUCGGUCAUGAUUUUGACCAAGAAGUUCUACCCGGCACAUUACCAAAUAGUCUCACAACACUCGCAUUCGAUGGUCGUUAUAAGCAUGUAGUUCGACCCGGCACAUUACCAAAUAGUCUCACAACACUCACACUCGGUGAUUUAAUCAAAAUAGUUCUACCCAACACAUUACCAAAUAGUCUCACAACACUCACAUUCGUUCAUGACUUUAACCAAGUAGUUCUACCCGCCACAUUACCAAAUAGUCUCACAACACUCACAUUCGGUUAUUGUUUUAACCAAGUAAUUCUACCCGGCACAUUACCAAAUAGUCUCACAACACUCACAUUCGGUGAUUGUUUUAAGCAAGUAAUUCCACCCGGCACAUUACCAAAUAGUCUCACAACACUCACACUCGGUGAUUAUUUUAACCAAGUAAUUCUACCCUGCACAUUACCAAAUAGUCUCACAACACUCACAUUCGGUUAUUGUUUUAACCAAGUAGUUCUACCCGGCACAUUACCAAAUAGUCUCACAAAACUCACAUUAGGUGAUUAUUUUAACCAAGUAAUUCCACCCGGCACAUUACCAAAUAGUCUCACAACACUCACACUUGGUGAUGAUUUUAACCAAGUGAUUCUACCCGGCACACUAUCAAAUAGUCUCACAACACUCACAUUCGGUCGUUAUUUUAACCAAGUAGUUCCACCUGAAACAUUACCAAAUAGUCUCACAACACUCACAUUCGGUAAUGGUUUUAACCAAGUAGUUCUACCCGACACAUUACCAAAUAGUCUCACGACACUCACAUUUGGUCGUAAUUUUAACCAAGAAACUCUACUUGGCACAUUACCAAAUAGUCUCACAACACUCACAUUCGAUCAUGCUUUUAAGCAAGUAAUUCUACCUGGCACAUUACCAAAUAGUCUCACAACACUCAAAUUCGGUAUUAAUUUUAAGCAAGUAAUUCUACCCGGCACAUUACCAAAUAGUCUCACAACACUCAAGUUCCGUUAUUAUUUUAACCAAGAAAUUCUACCCGGCAUAUUACCAAAUAGUCUCACAAAACUCACAUUAGGUUAUUGUUUUAAUCGAGCAAUUCUACCUGGCACAUUACCAAAUAGUCUCACAACACUCACAUUCGGUACUAAUUUUAACCAAGUAAUUCUACCCGGCACAUUACCAAAUAGUCUCACAACACUCACAUUCGGUCAUGACUUUAACCAAGUAAUUCUACCUGGCACAUUACCAAAUAGUCUCACAACACUCACGUUCAGUAAUAAAUUUAACCAAGUAAAUCUACCCGCCACAUUACCAAAUAGUCUCACACAAAACUCACGUUCGGCGGCUAAAAAAAAAAAAAAAACUAUUUUUUCCCAACCGACACCCUGA